ACCAGGAAGUACUGCUUGCGGAGCAACAUAGAUAUAUAUCUAUGGCGGAGCAAAAACUGGAAGUAGCGGAAACUAUAUACUGUCUAUGAGCGGAAAGCUAAAAGCUAACUACACUGUACUUCUCGCUGUAAUCGAGCUGCGUUGAGGUUAAAACUACAUAAUUUGUUUAAAAGUGCUGGCAUCUUUCUCGCUGGUGAAGAGUCGGUCUUUCAAACAGCUUGACUCUCCUGGUCAACUUGAUCCCUCCGUGUGUGUGUCGCUUUGGCUGCAGUCCUCAGUCUCUCUGGGUGGGGGUGACACUGGCUCUGUGCCAGUCCUCUGUAGAUGAAGAUGUCCCUGGCCCAGCGAGUGCUCCUAUCCUGGAUCUUCGCCCUGAUCUUCCUCAUCAUGCUGGUCCUCAAGCUGGACUCUAAGAUCCACUGGAACUGGUUUAUCAUUUUCCUCCCUGUCUGGACCUUUGACACCAUCCUCAUCCUCAUGCUGAUAGUGAAGAUGGCGGGGCGCUGCAAGCCGGACUUUGACCCCAGGGAUGGCGAGCAGAGCCUGAAGAGGAGGCUGUGGUACCUGACAGCCCUGCUGCUGAAGCUGGCAUUCUGUCUGACACUGUGCUCCCGCCUGCAGAGACUCACUGAAAUGUGGGUCAGUGUGGUGUGUGUCCCUCUGUGGGUGCUGCUGGGUGGGGCGCUGGUGGAGCUGGGGCACAGUGUUUUCCAUUACAGAAGGGAAUGAGCCAGAAGACUACAUAGGGGACAAUAACUUUUUACGCUCAAGCAUCUCUUGCUUGGGAUGCACCAAUCUGAUCCACUUGAUUGGCACAAGGGCCCAUACUGAUCUUCUUAAGUGGAUCGCGGCAGACGUGACAGAUCCACAUUAAAUAGAUUCUUUGUCAGUGUCAUAACAUUCACUGCGUCUGCUAUAAGUUGCAUUUAAAUCACAGCAGGUUGCAGACUCACUGAGUCGGCGUUCCAGUAAGUUCUACACAGUUUGGUUUACAGGUUUAUAAGGGAGGAGAGCACUAGUAUCGGAUCAGGAAUCGGUAUUGGAAUUUUCCAUAAAGAAAAAGUCGGAAAUCUCACAACAGUAAGAGCUAAUUGUUUGUCACUCUGUGAUACCAUUGGAUCUUUGUUCAAAAUGGAGAUUUCACAUACACCAGUCCACAGUUUGGCAUUUUAAGAAUACAUCCAGCAUUUAUUUUUUGGCCUUCUGGCUCGACUACAGGAUUUCAUUAAUGGUGAACGGGGCUAGAGGAUAAUACGAUUUUUAUUUGAUAUAAGCUUACCUGCUUAAGCUUACUUGCCACUGUGUUUAAGAAAUGGAGCUAAGCAAACGGAGACACACAUGAUCUGCCAUUGUGAUCCACAAUCAGUUACUUGCUUCACCUUUUAGAGCGAAAUCCCACAUAUGUACACACAAACACAGUAAUAUCCAAUGGGGGGAUCAUUGGGGCACUGAAACUAGUUGUGAAUUGACAGUAUGAAAUUAUCCAAUCUGCACUAGAAUGCACUGUGUGCCAAUGAGACAUGUUAUAUUUGUGGAAUCACUGUUAUUUGUCAGUACCCAUCCCAGGAUGUCCCUCUGCCACUGACAAUUUGAAUGCAAAUGCAUAACUUCCUCUAACCACAUACCAACUACUGUGGCACCAAAAUUCAUAACAAUCCAUCCAACCGUUUACAG
This is a messenger RNA of Perca flavescens (yellow perch), 1674 nucleotides long. RefSeq names its product transmembrane protein 60 (gene tmem60). NCBI's taxonomy places the organism in Eukaryota, Metazoa, Chordata, Actinopteri, Perciformes, Percidae. Bases 325 to 729 code for a protein of 134 amino acids. The record is from RefSeq and is a predicted model, not a curated record. The transcript is spliced from 2 exons.